AUGUGGAUUACAAUUCAAAAAUUUGCUGAAAGAGAGGAGCAUUUACAAUGUGAUAGUGCUAUUGUGGUUGUACUUAGUCACGGAGUGUUUGACCAUUUAUUGGGUGUUGAUGAAAUGCCUGUCAACUUUCAUUCUUUUGUAUCUAGUCUUAACUCAAGAAAUGCACCAAAAUUAAUAGGAAAACCAAAAAUAUUUAUAGUUCAAGCAUGUAGAGGAGAGAAUUUUGAUGCAGGUGUUGAACAUACAAUUGAAUCAGAGGAGGGUGUAGAUGGUCCCUCAUUUCCUCCAUUAUUUUCAAUUUUUUCUAAAUAUAUUAAACCUAAUAAUAGCAACAAUAAUAACCCAUUAAAUGCCUCCUCAGUAUUUCAAAAUGCACCAUCACCAAAUUCUCAAAAUUAUUUUAAUGAAAGUCAAGGUAAAAAAACAAAAAAGGGUUUUUAA
Molecule: messenger RNA, 441 nt
Organism: Meloidogyne enterolobii
Lineage: Eukaryota; Metazoa; Nematoda; Chromadorea; Rhabditida; Meloidogynidae
Source: the annotation of a GenBank genome assembly